Messenger RNA from Helobdella robusta, 1818 nucleotides. RefSeq lists its product as hypothetical. Bases 1 to 1818 code for a protein of 605 amino acids. The transcript is spliced from 5 exons. The record is from RefSeq and is a predicted model, not a curated record. Gene Ontology annotation, cellular component: membrane. NCBI's taxonomy places the organism in Eukaryota, Metazoa, Annelida, Clitellata, Rhynchobdellida, Glossiphoniidae.
AUGACCGAUAGUGGUGUCAUACUGUACGACAACACAUUGAAACCUUACCCCAACUUAUAUGGAUUUUCAGCACCAAAAUUUACUAGCCAGGUAAACUUUUCAACGGUUGAUGUUAGCAAUAGCGAACCGGAAACUGCACAAACGACACUUGAAAAAACCCCUACCAGAAAUUCUAAAAAUGUCAUUGUUGAAAUUGGUGACAUCAAUCCUCCUGAUUAUGUCGCCACAAUGGAUUUAAAAAAACAAAAACAGCUGGAUAGAGAUUCCGAGAGAGAAAACCAAAAGGUUGUUAUGGCCAUGGAGGUUGAUAACAUAAAACAUGGUCAGGCCUGUGUUAUGGGAUUUGGGAUCAGCUUUCUUAUCCUGGCUUUAAUCAGUGCACUUGUUGCUUUCGGCACGCCUGAUUGGAGAAUUUACACUGUAAAUCCGAAUAAAGCUGAUAAAAACUCAGUACUUUACAUCUGCGAUCCUAACAACCCGUCUAUUAGUACGUGUCCAUUUUACGCGAGUCGUAGGAGAGGGCUCUUCACGACAUGCUACUCCGAUCAAUCUCUACUUCAAUUUUUUCCUCAAAAUGUCAUUGCGUCACCUUGGGUUACCGGUGAUUGGUGCGUGUGGGAGCAAAAAUACAACUUACAAUCUUCUCCAUUGAAAAUUGAUGACAACUGCGGUCAAGAUGCUAACUUCAAAAAUUCUCAGUUGAUGGUCAUGAUUAAUGCCAACCUAAUGAGAACACAGUGGUUAGCAUUUGCAAUUGCCAUUUUGAUGCUCUUUCUUGCAAUUGUAUUUGCCUUGAUGUCUCAGUGUGAAAUAAGAGUGUGUGGGUCGUUGUUAGCUGCAGUCAUGACAUUGAUAUCGACUUUCUUGCUUAUUGUUGGAAUGGCAUUUUUUCACGGAUAUACUUAUAUGGAAGAAGAAGUACUCAGAUGCCCACCAUUUUACGCGACAAUAAAAAAGGACAUCUACAAAACUUUGUACCAGGGCACCGAUAUUUCUUUUGGAUUUUCAUUUUUUUUAGGAUGGUUGAGCGUCGGCUUAGAUAUUUUAGCUACGUGCUUUUUAAUGGUCGGUGGCUGUCAAAGACGGGAAUCACAAAAAAAAAUUGAUAAAGCUGAAGAAAGACUCGUUCAAAUCGCUAAAGAGGAAAAGGCCGAAAAAAAAGUUGAAGAAAUAGAGUCUAAAAGAAGACGCAAAGAACAAGAAAGGAAAUUGAAAAAAGAAGAAAAAAACAUGAAUUCAAGACGCGGACAGGAUCAAUCAAGACCAAGAAGUUUUUUUGCAAAUUUGCUUCCAAGCAUUUCUGCCAGAGCUAAACAAGAACUUUCCAACUUUAGUGAUAGUGAAAUUAACUAUAAUUCAAAAAAUAAAUUAGAAGAUUCUCGUUUGAAAUAUGAAAAAAAAAUUAGAGAACAAAAAAAAACGUUUAACGAAUGGGAAGAGGAACAAGAAGCUAAAUUUGAGGAAAUGAAAAAAAAAUUUUGGAAUAAAAAAGAACGUGAAUUGGAUGAUCUUGAAAAAGGUGCAAAAGAUUCCAUUCGAGUUGACAGAAAUAAAUCCAAAGUCAAAACUCGUAAACCUGCUAAAGAAAAGCGUCAAAGUAAAGACAGCUCUUCAGACUCGCAAUCUGAUUCCGACGAUGAUAAUUACUAUAGAAAUAGAAGUUCUUAUAACAGGCGUUACAGUUUUGAUAACAUUAAGAAGUGGAACCCUCAAUGCGGUAAAAUCAUCGGCACAGGACCUUUCAUGCAACAUAACAGCUGCUGUGAUCCGUUCACUCUUCAUUUACCUACUGGAAUGGCACCGGCAUACUAUCCGUAA